Molecule: messenger RNA, 957 nt
Organism: Tetranychus urticae (two-spotted spider mite)
Lineage: Eukaryota; Metazoa; Arthropoda; Arachnida; Trombidiformes; Tetranychidae
Product: iroquois-class homeodomain protein IRX-3
Biological process (GO): regulation of transcription by RNA polymerase II; neuron differentiation; cell development
Cellular component (GO): nucleus
Molecular function (GO): RNA polymerase II cis-regulatory region sequence-specific DNA binding; DNA-binding transcription factor activity, RNA polymerase II-specific
Source: RefSeq, a predicted model, not a curated record
UUCAUGUUUAGAAACGUAAACAUAAAACUUGGUUUUGUUUGUGCAUGUUGUUUUUUGUUGCUAUUUACAUGUAUACUUAUUUAUAAAAACAUAUAAAAACACAAAUAUAUAUAUAUAUAUAUAUUACAUUAAUAUAUAACAAGACAACCAUCGUCAUCCUUUCCCUUCAUCUUUCAUCAUGAACUUUCAAAUGGAUCCCAACUGCAUCAGUAAUAGUAGUUCAAAUAACAAUGUGAAUAACAAUGGUGACAAUAAUAAAAGUGAUAAUUGUGUGGCUACUGAUUGUAGUAGCAGCCUGAGUGCAUUACCCUUUAUACCCUCCCUGGGAUCAGAGUUAUUUUACUCACAUUCACCGGCUGGAUUUGAUUUUCCAGGUGGAAUUGAGGCUUGGAGGUCGUCCAGUUUUCGGACUCGACCUCAAAUGUAUUGUGAUUAUGCAAUGUUUCGAGGGAUUGACUUUAACGGGUCGCGCCGUAAAAAUGCUACACGUGAAACAACCUCAACACUUAAGGCUUGGUUAAAUGAGCACAGGAAAAAUCCAUAUCCAACUAAAGCGGAGAAAAUAAUGUUGGCCAUUAUGACUCAAAUGACGCUAACCCAAGUGUCUACAUGGUUUGCUAAUGCAAGACGGAGACUUAAAAAAGAAAACAAAAUGACCUGGUCACCCAGGAAUAGGUGUGAUGAAGAUGAAAUCAUUGAAACACCGUUCAGUUCGAAUCAUAGGUCAACAACAUCAUCAUCACCUUCAUCAGCUUUAUCUUCAUCUUCACCGCCUUCAUCAGCCAAUAACUCUACUCUUAAUCAACCUCAUCCCAUCAUUCCCAAUCCCAUUCAAAAGCCAAAGAUCUGGUCCAUAGUGGACACAGCAACUUCAGACUCAGUCUGAUUCAUUUUCAUUUUCAUUCACCACUUCACCAUUGUAUUAAUAUAACAAAAUAAAAAACAGUUGAGUUAUUA